Messenger RNA from Acomys russatus (golden spiny mouse), 1710 nucleotides. RefSeq names its product leucine-rich repeat-containing protein 59-like. Gene Ontology annotation, molecular function: protein binding. Lineage: Eukaryota; Metazoa; Chordata; Mammalia; Rodentia; Muridae. The record is from RefSeq and is a predicted model, not a curated record.
AUGACCAAGGCCGGUAGCAAGGGCAGGAACCUCCGCGACAAGCUGGACGGCAAUGAGCUAGACUUGAGCCUCAGCGACCUGGCUGCACUCCCAAAGGCCACCGUAUUGGAUCUGUCCUGCAAUAAACUGAGUACUCUACCAUCGGAUUUCUGUGGCCUCACACACCUGGCGAAGCUGGACCUCAGUAAGAACAAGAUGCAGCAGCUGCCCGCAGACUUUGGUCACCUGGUCAACCUUAAGCUUGAUCUCCUCAACAACAGGCUGGUCACCUUGCCUGACAGCUUUGCCCAGCUCAAGAAUCGGAAGUGGCUGGAUCUGAAGGACAAUCCCCUGGACCCUGUGCUGGCCAAGGUGGCCGGUGACUGCUUGGAUGAGAAGCAAUGCAAGCAGUGUGCAAACAAGGUGUUACAGCACAUGAAGGCCGUGCAGGCGGAUCAGGAACGGGAGCGGCAGCGCCGACUGGAAGUGGAGCGAGAGGCAGAGAAGAAGCGAGAGGCCAAGCAGCAAGCUAAGGAAGCGAAGGAGAGCGAGCUGCGGAAGCGGGAGAAGGCGGAGGAGAAGGAGCAUCGGCAAAAGGAGUAUGAUGCCCAGAAAGCUUCCAAGAAGGAGCAGGAGAAGAAGCCCAAGAAGGAAACAAAUCAGGCCCCAAAAUCUAAGUCUGGCUCUCGCCCUCGCAAGCCACCACCCCGAAAACACACUCGCUCCUGGGCUGUGCUGAAGGUGCUGCUGCUGGUUGCAUGCCGGCUGACAGGGCUGCAGCAGCAGCCCCUCUGCACCAGCGUGAACACCAUCUACGACAAUGCCGUCCAGGGCCUGCGUCACCAUGAAAUCCUCCAGUGGGUCCUCCAGACCGACUCCCAGCAGUGAGCCUGUCCUCAGCACCGCUGCCUCCCAGCCUUGGAGCUUGGAUUCCUAUGGAAUUGGGUUCUGCUGGACACAACCUCUUUUUAGCGUCAGACCUACCUGCCACCAUCUAAUGGCUGCUGACUGGUACCUGAGAUCUCCCUUUGUAGGACUUCUCUGUUCCUUGGGGCUCCCUGGUGGAAUGAGAAGAAAUGGAGAGGGGGGAAGAGUUACCUGCAUGCCUAAAGGAAUAGGCUUAGGGGCGGGGGAGAGAGAAGACAUGGGCUUUUCUAGUUACACAAAGCUGGGCAAGACAAGGUUCCUUUCUACUAAAUAAUCAGCUGUCACUACAUUUAUACUUUUGUAUGUCAUGAACCCUUUCUUUCAUUCCUCCCCGGGUAACCAGGACAGACUGGAGGGCAGUGUGACACUGGGGAGUAAGGGAGGAUUUACUUGGGUAAAUCCAGCCUAAGGUGGGGAGGGUAGAGUAAUACGCAUCCUUAAAGAUCUCGGACAUUCGAGCGCUUUAGCAGUGUACAGAAUGUCUGGCUAUGAACAUAACUUCUCUGCCAUUGGUCCAGUGUGAUGCUUUGAGGCAGGAAGCUGUCCUUGACUUGUCUACAGAAUUCUGGCUAGUCUAAGGCAGAACCCAGCUCUCACUCCAGUUUUCUUCCUUUUCUUGAUGUCAUUUGGCCUUCUUUGUAAUACCCAAAAGGACAAACUCACACCAGACCUGUCUCAGCCAAACUGAGUCUGUUGUAAUAGACAGUCUUGCCACACACAUCAAUAGAUCUCAGACCGUCGGGGGCCUGGGAAGCGCCUGUGGUACUUUGCCUCAACCGAAAUGGCUUCUACACAAUGGCAGCA